AUGUCUACCAGCAAUAAUGUGCGGAUAAUUGCCCGUAUACGCCCUCUCCUGAAAAAUGAAAUAGAGAAGGAUAUUGUUGUUCGCACAGAAGGGACAGCUAUUUCCAUGCCAAAUCCGAAAAACGAGAACGAGAAUUUCACAUUCCCUUUCAACGCGGUUCAUGACAGCGAGUCUGAUCAAUCACAGCUAUUUUCUGAGGUGUCGCCAACAAUAAAACAUCUAUUUAAAGGCAACGAUGUUACAAUUUUCGCUUAUGGUGCUACUGGUAGUGGUAAAACUUACACUAUGCGCGGUCAAAAAUCAGCUACGGAAAGAGGCAUCAUUCCGCGUCUUCUCAACGCCAUCUACCGUCGCGGAAAGGAGCUGGAACGAAAGUCGGAGGGAGAAAUAACAAUGACGGCAACCAUGAGCUACUACGAGAUCUACAAUGACAAAGUCUUUGACCUUUUUAUGGCGCCCGAGAAACGCACGCCUUCUGGCCUAUCACUACGAGAUAACGCAGGGAAGACAGUGGUUGUCGGGUUGACGGAGAAGGAGAUCUCGUCACUCAAAGAGUUCGAAACAUUAUACGAUAAAGCCAACAACAACCGUUCCACUUCUGCCACAAAGCUCAAUGCACAUUCAAGCAGAAGCCAUGCCAUUAUAUGCGUCCGAGUCGCUAUUUCGAACCGCGAUACGGGCGAGACCCGAACGGGCACAGUCUCAUGUAUCGAUUUAGCAGGCAGCGAAGACAACCGCCGAACCUGUAAUGAUAAAGAGCGUAUGAUUGAAUCCGCUAGUAUUAACAAAUCUCUAUUUGUCCUUGCGCAGUGCGUCGAAGCGAUGACCAAAAAACAAAACCGCAUACCUUACCGCGAAAGCAAAAUGACACGCAUCCUCUCACUUGGUCAAAAUAACGGGCUCACGGUGAUGAUCUUGAAUCUUGCCCCCACGAAGGCAUUCCACAUGGAUACCCUUAGUGCACUUAAUUUUGCCAAUCGCGCCAAAAAGAUUGAGUUGAAGCAGGCCGAAACAGACUAUACACCAGCGGCUACCUAUUCCAACCGCCAGCCAUUGCCAGCGCUAUUAAGUAAAGAGCCAACUCGUGCUUUCGGAACUGCAAAGACAAAUACUACACAGCACAUACCGAGACCUUCGCUCGCUGAAAAGUCGCUCAAGGCAACACGCGCACCACUUGCUGCUAAGCCUGCUAAGCCGUUACAUAAACCAGCCUCUUCCGGCAUUACUAAAAACCGUCAAACCGAUAGUCGUAUGUCAACGCAUCUAUCCUCUGCUAAUAUCGCGGAUAUUGUCGAAAAAAAGGUGGAGGAAAUUCUCGCAGCACGCGCACUCGAAUCUGCCAAAUCCCCUCCACCAGUAUCAGCGGAUGUAUCUUUCGACUUUAGUAGACGACUCGAACUCCUCGAGAAAAAACUCGAAAAGAAGGCAGAUGCUCGUGCAGAAGGUCUUACUUAUAUUCUCCUAGCAAAACAACACACUGCCCGUGGUGAAAACUUCUCCGCAUUGAAAAUGUAUGAGCUGGCACAGACCUACUUCCCUGACAACCCGAAAAUAAUGAAAAAGAUUGCAGCCUUGCGAGGCAAAAAGAACUCGGGCAUGUCUACUGCCAUAAAUAUUUUAUCGAGAAAAGAAGAUGAAACGUCAAUUAUGGAUAUAGAGGGAGGAGAAAUUAAGACGAGCGACGUUAAAGAGGAGCUCUACACAAAAGAAACACACGCACCGCCCCCCCCAAUGCCAGUGAAGAAAGCGUUUGCAGUCUUUACCGACAAUGACCGCGUUGAUGCUGUUACAAACUGGAAGGAGGAGCAGGAUGAACAAGAUGAGCAGGAUGAGCAUGUUCAUAACAAUGAUCUCAUGGACACCGAUUAUAUACCCCCUGCAGAUGUUCAGCAGACUCCGCGGACACAGUCACUCUUGAAGAUCAUCAAUAGUGAGGAUGUAGCACAGAUAAUGAAGCUCAGGGGUGUUGGCAAGAAAAGAGCAGAAUCUCUCGCGCAACAUGUUAGAGGGAGGAGAGAAGCCGCUAUCGACGACGACGAGGAUUUUGGAUUCAAAGAUUUGGAAGAACUGGGUAUGAUCCGGGGGAUUGGACAGGGGAUGGUAGAGAAUAUGAGGAAUAGUUUGGUGGCGUAG
Molecule: messenger RNA, 2133 nt
Organism: Morchella importuna
Lineage: Eukaryota; Fungi; Ascomycota; Pezizomycetes; Pezizales; Morchellaceae
Exons: 3
Coding region: 1-2133 (710 amino acids)
Biological process (GO): DNA repair; microtubule-based movement
Cellular component (GO): kinesin complex; microtubule
Molecular function (GO): ATP binding; microtubule motor activity; DNA binding
Source: RefSeq, a predicted model, not a curated record